AUGAGACGCUACUCACAUGCAUUGUCAAUAUUGCAUGUGAGAAGAAGGCAAAUAUUGGCAUUAUAUUUAGAAACAUUCUCUUGUGGAAUGAGAGGCAAUAGUGAUAACUCGGAGGAUACACGGCAAGAAGAUGCCUCUCUGGCGGGAGAUCGGCGGCGUCUCGCGAGUCACUGGGAAAAGGCCUUUUUUGGUCGUGUACACUACGAGCCCGGCAUGCGAGAGCACUACCGCUCCGCCACAGAAGCCGAGAGAGAAGAGAAGGAACCACAAGAAGGAAAAGAUGAAAUGGGAUUAGAAUACAUGAGUAAUCGUGAGUUAUUCCCAAACUGGGCAGAAGAUGAAGAAGCCCCAUUGCAUGAGUUCCGUCAACUGCCAGCUGCCUUACGUCGACGGUAUAUUGCCAAUCGCCUCGCCAUGGCGGAGCGGCGGGUGAUGUUCGCUGCGGAUUAUGGGAGUCUUCUCAUGAUGCAGCACCUCAACUUGGGCGAGCGGAUGUUAAAUGAGGCGGAGGCGUUGUUGGUGGAGUGCGGCUGGUGGAAUAGUGUCGUCGCGGCGAAGAUAGAAGCCGUGCGGGAUCAUGCGGCGAAGGUGAAGUUUGAAUUUGACCUCGAUUGA
Messenger RNA from Trypanosoma theileri, 615 nucleotides. RefSeq lists its product as uncharacterized. Bases 1 to 615 code for a protein of 204 amino acids. The transcript has a single exon. The record is from RefSeq and is a predicted model, not a curated record. NCBI's taxonomy places the organism in Eukaryota, Euglenozoa, Kinetoplastea, Trypanosomatida, Trypanosomatidae.